Danio aesculapii is the source of this 1242-nucleotide messenger RNA. RefSeq names its product mediator complex subunit 27 (gene med27). Gene Ontology annotation, biological process: regulation of transcription by RNA polymerase II. Gene Ontology annotation, cellular component: mediator complex. Bases 18 to 953 code for a protein of 311 amino acids. Gene Ontology annotation, molecular function: transcription coactivator activity. Lineage: Eukaryota; Metazoa; Chordata; Actinopteri; Cypriniformes; Danionidae. The transcript is spliced from 8 exons. The record is from RefSeq and is a predicted model, not a curated record.
UUCGAGCAGAAGCAGUCAUGGCGGAUGUUAUGAAUGUUGGAGUGAAUUUGGAAGCGUUUUCUCAAGCGAUAAACGCCAUCCAGGCUCUUCGGUCGAGCGUCACAAGAGUUUUCGACUUUCUUAAGGAUGGGAUGAAGAAUAAGGACACCCUUGAAAGCCGGGAGAAAGUCUUUAUAACUGAGUUUCAAGAGAAUCUGCAGUCAGUGAAUCGCGAUUUAAAUGAGUUGGAGCGUCUCAGCACUUUGGUUGGCAGGCCGUCAGAGAGUCACCCUUUACACAACAGUGGAUUGCUCAGUUUAGACCCUGUGCAGGACAAAACCCCUCUGUACAGCCAGCUGCUCCAGGCUUACAAAUGGUCCAAUAAAUUGCAGUAUCAUGCUGGUCUGGCCUCCAGUCUUCUGAACCAACAGUCACUCAAACGCUCAGCCAAUCAGAUGGGAACAUCUGCCAAACGAAGACCCAAAGUCCAGCCAAGCACCCUUGCCCUUCCAACACAAUAUGUGGAUGAUGUCAUAUCCAGAAUUGGCCGAAUGUUUCCAGACAUGUCAAUCGAGCUUUUCCGACCAAACGGGACAUCAGCAGUUCUAUUGGUGACGCUGGGGAAGGUUUUGAAAGCCAUCGUGGUAAUGAGGAGCCUUUUCAUCGACCGCACGAUUGUCAGAGGUUUCCACGAGAACAUAUACACCGAGGACCGAAAGCUGGACAUCUGGUCGAAAUCCAACUAUCAAGCAUUUCAAAAGGUCACUGAUCAUGCAACCACAGCCCUCCUGCAUUACCAGCUCCCGCAGAUGCCUGAUGUUGUGGUUCGCUCUUUCAUGACCUGGUUGAGGAGCUACAUCAAGCUCUUCCAGACCCCAUGUCAGCGCUGUGGCAAAUACCUGCAGGAGGGUCUUCCUCCUACAUGGAGGGACUUCCGAACUCUGGAGGCUUUCCAUGACACCUGCCGGCAGUGACUCUGUACCGGAUAACAGCCUUUCCACGGCUUGGCCUGGACAACUCAAAGAUGCAGUUUCCAGCAUCAUGUGUUUGCAGAUAUCAGUCAUAGAUAUGAAGACAGUGACAUGAAGAUUACAGCUUUGCUCCACUCUCAUUUAGAAGAACAUUAUUCUCCAUGUUUUCUUACUUGACUUUGUAAGGAAAAAAGUUCAAACCAUAAGUAGGUCACUAUCUUUAAUGCUAUAGUUCAGCUGUACCUGACAAUUUUCACUUUUAAAUAAACUGAUUUGAUUUUGUUUUUCCAUA